UUGGCCACUCCAAGCUCUACGGGGAACAGCAUCGGCGCGCCACGAAUGACGUGUGCGGCCAGCGUUAGCUUAGCUUAGCUUGCCGCCAGUUUGAGGACGAUAAACUCGUUCGGGGUGGAAAUAUGCCUCGUAGGUGCGUCGUGUUUGGCUGCUCGAAUCAGAAGGAUGACAGACAGAAUGUUAGCAUUCAUGGUUUUCCAAGGAACCCACAGUUACACCGAAAGUGGGAGAAAAGUGUCCAGAGGACUCGGGCGCAGUGGGCGGCCACAAAGUGGAGCUACAUCUGCAGCGCGCACUUCUCCGAGGACAGCUUCGAGGAAGGACCCAUGCUCAUGUCUGAAAUGGGCAUAAACGUGAUGCGAAAGCGCGUGUUGAAGCCAACAGCAGUCCCGACGAUAUUCCCCCAACCAGGGCAAAGUGUGCGACCCGAGGAGGCUGCAGAUAGUCCCGGAGCGGCGAAGCGAAAACGGCCCGGUGUGCAGCAGCUGUUGGUUGAACAGGACAUUUCCCCUGAGCAGCAGGAGUUGACCUGCAGUCUGGGUGAUACAAACAACAAACUCCACAUAAAAGAGCAAGAUGAGGAACUGCAGAAAAAUGCACGGCAACUGUUGGUGAAACCAGUUGUCUCCCCUGAGCAGCAGGACCGGACCUGCAUUCUGGGUCAGGACAACAAUCUUAAUCACAUUAAAAGGGAAGAGGAGGAACCAGCGAUAAAUGAACAGCAGCUGUUGGUGAAACAAGACGCUUCCUCUGAGCAUCAGGAGUGGACCUGCAGUCUGGGUCAAACAGACAGCACACUCUGUCACAUAAAAAAGGUUGAGGAGAAGCUGUGGACAAGUAAGGAAGGAGAGCAUCUUCAAGUGCUGGAGGUUGAAGCCAUCACCUCUGCACAUGAUGCGAAACCUCAGUCUUCACAUUAUCAUCAAUCACAAACUGAGGAAAAUGGAGAAGCUGAGCUGCCCUCCAGCAGGUCACCUGAACAGAUGAAGACAAAAUCUAAUGGAAAACAGUGUGGAGGAUUAGAAAUAGCAAGCACAAUUAAAAAAGAAAGUUAUUCACAAAGACACAUUGAUAUCAUUUUCCAACCUUCUGAACCUGAGAAUGAAUCCAGAGAUAUUGAUGGGGAUGAGACCACUAAAUUGGAGUCAUGUUUAUACUCACUGAAAAAUGAGAUAACCCCUCUUUGUGAUAAAUUUAAUGGUGGUGUGGAAGUAUAUAGCCAUGAACAUGGUAAAACGAUUGGUCACAUGGGCAUUGUGAUGAGAAACGUGACAAGUCGUACAAGGGAGAAAUCAUUUAGCUGCUCUCAGUGUGGAAAAAUAUUUAAACGAAAUGACAACCUGAGGGCACACAUGAUAAUUCAUACAGGAGAGAAACCAUUUAGCUGUUCUAAGUGUGGUAAAACAUUUAAUCGAAGUGACAACCUGAAGAUACACAUAAUGAUUCAUACAGGAGAGAAGCCAUUUUGUUGCUCUGAAUGCGGUAAAGGAUUUCGCAAAAAGGACCAUCUGAAGGUGCACAUGAUGUGUCAUACAGGAGAGAAACCAUUUAGUUGCUCAGAGUGUGGUAAAACAUUUAGCAUGAAGGGUCAUCUGAAGAUGCACAUUAUGUGUCAUACAGGGGAGAAACCAUUUAGCUGUUCUGAAUGUGGUAAAGCAUUCUCAGAAUCGUCAUCUUAAGACCAUAUGAUACUUCACAAAGGAGAGAAACCAUUUAGUUGUUCUGAAUGUGGUAAAACAUUUCGUUAUGACUGUGAUCGGAAAUCCCACAUGAUAAUUCACACAGGGUACAAAC
Molecule: messenger RNA, 1794 nt
Organism: Thalassophryne amazonica
Lineage: Eukaryota; Metazoa; Chordata; Actinopteri; Batrachoidiformes; Batrachoididae
Product: zinc finger protein 37 homolog
Exons: 4
Coding region: 123-1679 (518 amino acids)
Biological process (GO): regulation of immune system process; regulation of cytokine production; negative regulation of transcription by RNA polymerase II
Source: RefSeq, a predicted model, not a curated record